AAUGGUUUUCGCUGGAAGCCAUUGUAAAAGUCUCUCGUCUUAAGCUCCGACACUGCAUUUUCCGAGCACUCAAGAGAAAGACGAUGGGGUCGUCACAGUCUUCGCAAAUACUCGAUGAUGAAGAAGAUGAAGAAGCAGAGAGCGAAGGUGAAGAAGAAGAAGAGGAAGAUGUUAAUGGCGGAUUGAACAACAGAAGAAUCGAGCUUGACAAUCUCUUGGUCAAAAAGGUUCUUGAGCAAGAGCCUGAGAUGCUUCCUUGUCACGCCUCUGCUUCCCCACUCUCUCCUCAGCUCUCUUCUCUUGGAACUCCUCGAAUCGGACCUUCCAUCAAAGUCUGGGAUCCUUACAACGUCCUCGCGCCUCCUCCUUCUUCUCCGCCUCUCUUCUCUCGUAUCUCCGCCGCCGCGGAACACGAUCGCUCCGCCGUAACCGAAGUCUAUUUCAUCAGCCAUGGCGAAUGUGAUCUCAAUCUCAGGCCUGAUCUGAUUGGAGGUAGAUGCCACGUGGCUACUCUCACGCCCAAUGGAAAACGUCAGGCGAGAGCUCUCGCCGUCUUCUUAAACUCUGAAGGUGUUCGAUUCACCUCUGUCUUCUCUUCGCCUCUGGAUCGAGCUAGAUCCAUGGCUGUUUCCGUUUGCCAGGAAAUGAAUUUUCCGGAGGAGCAUUUGCAAGUCUCGGAUGCUGUUGUUGAGAUGAGUUUAGGGGACUGGGAAAGUUGUCAUCGGUCAGAGAUCUACACACCGGAAACUCUAAGCUUAAUAGAAAGAUGCCAACCUGAUUUCUCAGCUCCAUCCGGCGAAUCACUUAGACAAGUAGAGUUUCGGAUGGUUCAGUUUCUGAAUGGGACAGUCUCAGGCCUGUCGGAGAAGCUCAGAUCAGAACUUCUUCCAUCUACACAUCACACAAAUUCCCGAGGGUUCUCGUUAGCGAAUUCUGUUCAUCGUCCAAUUCUUACAAGGAAGAAAUCUGGGAAGAGCCGGUUUCAGGUGAUGAAUGCAACCGGUGAUCACGAGGGUAGUGAAGAGAUAUUUAGUAAUCACAAUGAUGAACAACACCUAGGUGAUAUAAACAUCAAGAGUUCUUCUUCUCAACUCUCAACCUGCAUUGGAGUUUUCACUCACUCUUUACCUAUAAAGUGUCUUCUUACCGGUAUCCUUGGAUGCAGCUCGUUAAUGACACAUAAGAUCUGUGUGGAGGAUUCAUCUGUGACCGUGUUACAGCAUUCGUGGAAAACCGGUUGGCAGGUAAAGCGGGUAAAUGACACCGCUCAUCUUAGACUGUUGUAGCAUCAUCAAAUUCUUUUACUCUCUAAAAGCUCGAACAAACAACGAGCUGGUAAAUUAUUCCAAGACCUUCACAAGUCAUCUGAGUCUGCAGAAGAAGAUCAACAAGCUUGCAGAUUACAUGCUACCGCCACGAGCCUCUUGUAUGUUUGUUUUGAGGAAGAAAAGCUAAAGAUUCGUUAAUUUUGAUGUUUCGUUGCCUUGUUCUGUUUGAUUCUUUCUAUUUGCAAGCUUCCUAAAAGAAUCUUAUGUAAUUCUUAUGCUUAUAAUCACACAAAAAAAUCUUAUAAUCUGGAUCGUUACUACUUGAUCUA
Molecule: messenger RNA, 1597 nt
Organism: Arabidopsis lyrata subsp. lyrata
Lineage: Eukaryota; Viridiplantae; Streptophyta; Magnoliopsida; Brassicales; Brassicaceae
Exons: 2
Coding region: 84-1286 (400 amino acids)
Source: RefSeq, a predicted model, not a curated record